Molecule: messenger RNA, 979 nt
Organism: Sesamum indicum (sesame)
Lineage: Eukaryota; Viridiplantae; Streptophyta; Magnoliopsida; Lamiales; Pedaliaceae
Product: cold-regulated 413 inner membrane protein 1, chloroplastic
Cellular component (GO): membrane
Source: RefSeq, a predicted model, not a curated record
UAUAAGUUAGAAACAUUUCUUUUAUGAUGAUUGCUUAGACGUAUUCUUAGAUUUAAUUAUGUUUAUUUGCCAUUCUUGACAUGUGGCGGACUGUUACUUCAACUCCAAUAUAAUAAAUAAACCUCCCAUACUCUUCUUCGUCUCUGUUCUAUGCUUCCCAUUCGUUUACUCUGCUCCAAAGCACAAAACACCACACGCCGGCCAACAACAAUUAAUACAGAUUCCAGUGAUUUAGCUUUGUCGAAGAUGAUGAUGAGCCUUUCUCUUUCUUGCUCUUCUCUGUAUAACAAGCAGCUGCUCUGCUAUAAAACUCCCAGCUCCCGUCAAAGCAGGACCUUUUGUCGUGUUUCUCCUCAGCUUCAGAAACGGCAGCAAUUUGGCUCCCUCGCUUAUAACCCACUUCGAGUGCUUGUUAUGAACAAGAAAGGACAUGUGUUCGGUGCGCUUUGCUAUUCUGCUCCUCUCACACCUCGGAAUCUUCAGUGGAUUUCGGCUGUCUCUACUGCAGUCCUAAUGUUAGCGAGGGGAACGGCUAUCCACAAAUCCUUUCUUGUUCCUUUAUUUGCUCUACAAGCACCUGCAAGCAUCAUCUCAUGGAUCAAAGGUGAGUAUGGCGUAUGGACUGCUUUCUUGGCCCUUCUUGUGCGUCUCUUCUUCUUUAUUCCUGGGGAGUUGGAGUUGCCAUUUAUAGCAUUUUUGUUGGUGAUUGUGUCUCCCCAUCAAAUUAUGAGGCUGAGAGGAACACAGGAGGGUGUUAUUAUUUCCUUGGCAAUAGCGGCUUAUCUGGCUUUCCAGCAUUUUUCAAGAGCUGGGAGUUUGGGAAAAGCUUUCGAUCAAGGUUCAAUCCUUGCCACCUUAGCCACCAUCUCUAUUGUUGCUGUGCCAUGCUUGCUUUUGAUCUAAACUUUGAGUAGUAGGAAUAAACACCUAAUCAUUUUCUGUAAGCUACAAUGAGAACAAUCAUCUAGAUGGCCCACCA